AUGCUGGCUCGAUCCGUCUUGGCGCUGGAAGCUGGCUCGGCCUUGGCUGUGCAUAUCCACGUGACAAUACGGCUGCUGACCACUGUCUGGCGCGAGGGGCUGACAUUCCAGGAUCACAGUCAAUACACUCUUCACCCAGGAACCAUGGCUCAAAUAGGUUCAGGGACUCUAGUGCUCUACCGCCCACCGUCUCCAUCUUCGUACCGAACUGAGCUUCUCCGUUGUAACCGCCAUGCAAGCGAAGUCGUCCCACUCGAGCCUGUCAUUGAGGACGACCCUCGCGAACAUCUUACAAGGCUCGCAAGCCUAGGAGGCGUUGUGCAGUUGACAAGACCACCCGAUACCCAAAAAAACCGAAAGUGCUUCCGAUGCUGGGCCAAAAAGUACAAGGUAGGAUGUCCAGUUGCAUACCUGAGUGCGUACGUCGGUUGA
Messenger RNA from Parathielavia appendiculata, 432 nucleotides. RefSeq lists its product as uncharacterized. Bases 1 to 432 code for a protein of 143 amino acids. The transcript has a single exon. The record is from RefSeq and is a predicted model, not a curated record. Lineage: Eukaryota; Fungi; Ascomycota; Sordariomycetes; Sordariales; Chaetomiaceae.